Diorhabda carinulata is the source of this 3389-nucleotide messenger RNA. RefSeq names its product SCY1-like protein 2. Lineage: Eukaryota; Metazoa; Arthropoda; Insecta; Coleoptera; Chrysomelidae. Gene Ontology annotation, molecular function: ATP binding; protein kinase activity. The transcript has 4 exons. The coding region runs from base 133 to 2634 and encodes 833 amino acids. The record is from RefSeq and is a predicted model, not a curated record. Gene Ontology annotation, biological process: protein phosphorylation.
AAUGACGUAAAUACCACUAACCAGAGUACCGAUGUAUAUAUAAGCCUUGUGUCAAUUUAAAUUGACUUAAAUGUCAUAACAAAAGUUUUGUUAAAUUGGGUGUUUUUGUUUUACUUCACCUUAUUUAGGAAAAUGGAUGUAUUUAAUAAAGUAAUUAAUCAAGUUAGUAGUUCAGUGCAUAGUACUGUAUCUCAAUUAUCGGGUGUGUUACCUGGAAAUCCAGUAACUAGAGAGUUCGAAUCUUCUGCCCAUGUUGCUUCAGCAGGUCCAGGUUUAUUAUGGAAAAUUUACAAAGGGAACAAGAGAUCCACUAAACAAGCAGCUUCAAUAUUUGUAUUUGAAAAACGUCAACUGGAAAGGUUCAAUAAAAAUGAUAGAGAACUUAUUCUAGAGAGCUUACGUAGAGGAAUUGUACAACUUACAAAGAUUCGACAUCCUAAAAUUCUAACAGUUCAACACCCUUUAGAAGAAAGUAGGGAUAGUUUGGCAUUUGCCACAGAACCAGUAUUUGCCAGCAUAGCAAAUAUUUUAGGACAUACCACAAAUAUGCCACAACCAGCAAAUAUAUCAGAUUAUAAAUUAUUUGAUAUUGAAAUUAAAUAUGGUUUACUUCAAGUAACUGAAGGAUUGGCAUUUUUACAUAAUGAUGUUAAAUUGAUACAUAGAAAUAUUAGCCCAGAAAGCAUUAUUAUAAAUACACAAGGAGCUUGGAAAAUAUUUGGUUUCGAUUUUUGUGUCAUUAAUACUAAUCCUCCAAACAUAACAUCAAAUUUUCCUUUCGAGGAUUAUAGUCCAACAAUGCCUUCAGUAUGCCAACCUAAUUUAGAUUAUCUAGCUCCAGAAAAUAUAAUAUCUUCAUCACAUUCUCUAGCCAGUGAUAUGUUUUCAUUGGGAAUGCUAGCUUAUACUUUGUACUCGCCUGAUAAGAAGUGCUUUAAGCCUGUGAAGGAUUUAUCACAAUUUAAAUCAAGAGUAUCAGAGCUGAAACACUUGAAUACAGGAAAGUUGCAAUUUGUACCAGAUGAAUUGAGAGAUAAUAUUAAAUUAUUGAUUAAUGCUACUCCAGAUGUUAGACCCGACACACAUCAAUUUCUUAAAAUUCCAUUUUUUGACGAUAUUGGUAUCAAAACUUUAACUUAUCUUGACUCAGUCCUACAAUGGGAUAAUCUUCAAAAAUCACAAUUUUAUAAAGGAUUACCAGAAGCAUUGCCCAGAUUACCACACAGGGUAAAAUUGCAACGAGUUGUUUCUUGUUUAGCGCAUGACUUAAAUCAAAAUGCAAUGGUACCCUUCAUUUUACCAAGUUUAUUGGAAAUAGCGCAAGAUUGUUCACAACAGGAAUACUGUACUAUCAUUUUGCCACUUAUAAAACCUCUGAUGACAAUCUUAGAACCAAUUCAGGUUCUUCUCAUAAUGCUUCAAAAUAUGGAACUCCUGUUGAAACUAACUCCAGCAGAAGAUAUUCAAAGACACGUCCUUCCAAUGUUGUACAGAGGUUUAGACGCUGAUACACCACAAAUCCAUGAAUUAUGUUUAUCAGUAAUUCCGACUUUUGCUAAUUUAUUAGAUCAUUCGAAUGUGAAAAAUAGCCUCCUUCCUCGAAUUAAAAAACUCUGCCUGCAUACAUCAACGCUGUCAGUUAGGGUAAAUUGUUUGUUGUGUGUCGGUAGGCUAUUAGAACAUUUAGACAAAUGGUUAGUACUGGAUGAAGUAUUACCAUUUUUACCUCAAAUACCGUCACGAGAACCAGCAGUUUUGAUGGGGAUAUUGGGUAUAUACAAAUUAGCUUUGACCCACAAAAAACUUGGAAUUACAAAAGAAAUCAUAGCUUCUAGAGUGCUACCCUUUUUAAUUCCACUAUGUAUAGAGAACGGUUUAACAAUGUCUCAAUUCAAUGCAUUAACUUCAUUAGUAAAAGAAAUGUUCCAAAUAGUAGAAAACGAACAUAGAACAAAAUUAGAGCAAUUAAAUUCAGUUAAAGAUGAGCAAAAAGUUUUAGCCAGUACUACACCAAUAGUUACGCCCAAAUCAAAACCAUUGGAAUUAGAUUCAGCAUUUGCUGGUCUUGGUCUAGAUAAUUAUGUGAAUGGAGCGAGCCUACAACCAAAACAAAAUGUGAGACAACCAAAAAUGGUGAAUAACCAAGAAAAUAUCACUCCAAAGAAAACUGAAAUCAAUUCAACUUCAUUACUAGACGACUGGAUGAGUGAUACAACAGUUAUUAGUCAAAAUCAAUCUGCUAAUACUUCUUUUACAAUAAAUAACAUUUCAAUGGGGUCAAAUAAACCAAUAAAUGCAACAAAUAUUCAAAGUAAUUGGAACGGUUUAAUGAAUCACAAUAGCUAUUCCCCUAUAUCAUCUAUGAGUAAAAGAUCUGUUCAAAAUAAUUCUAGUUCAAUGGAAUUCACACCUUGGACUAGCUUCCAUAAUAAGACUAACGAUUCAUUUAAUUGGAAUGCUUUAGAUAAUCUUUUACCAAAUAAUAAUGGUAAUAUUAGUAGUAAUACUUCCAAAAUACCUAUGAAUAAAAUGGCAGCGCAUAAAGUUCCAUUAUUAUUACCCAACAAUGGGAAUACCAGUACUACGCAAUCUCCAGGAUUAUCCAAUGAUGAUAUCAUGGAUCUUUUAAGUUGAGUUUCUUUUUCCUAAAAUGCUGUUUAUGUUGUAAUGGUGGACCCAACCCUAACAGAAACUUUGUACAUAUUAGACAAUACUUCACUUUUUGUUGCAUUAUAUCAUUUUCUGUCUCUCUAUUAUAUUCCUCAUUUUCCUAAAUUUCAGCCAAUAACAGAUAUCAUAAUCAAUUAUCUCGUAGCAUUUUUUGUGAUUACAUAUUAUGCAACUGUAUUUAGUAACUUCUUCAUUAAUUUCUAACAUCCACUUUUCACAUUCUCCUCGCCAAAAUUUUGGAUAGUUGGAGAAGUAAUUUCACUCUGUUGCUAUGUUUUUUAAUUCUCUUGCCCUUUUUUGCAUUAACAACUAUAUAAAUCAAUUGAGGCUUGCAGUACCAUUUUGCAUACUAAUGUAGCUGGACUUAGUCUAUCUUGAAAGAAAAGAGACAAAUAAUGCCCAAUUGCUAAAAAAAUUUCCUUCCAUCAAAUUUAAGUAUGGAAAUAAAAUGGUAGGUUUUCUUGGUUCCAUAUUUUAAUGAUAUUUUCGUUCCUUUUGUUGUCUCAAUCUAGAGAUCCAAGAAUGCUAGUCAGCUAUGAGCUCUCCCCCAUUGUUUGUGGAGAUAUAUCCACAACAUUUGAUAUAUUAGAAAAAGAGAGAAAAUGAAAAUCAGCCUUAUUUUUCGGCACAUGAUUAUAUAUUUAAUGUAAAAUGUAUACUUGUCAAAAAUUGUUCUUUAUCGAUUAUAUUGGACACACAUAUAAAUAUAUCUAUGAAAA